AUGUUAGAAGGAGCUAAAUCAAUAGGUGCUGGAGCUGCUACAAUUGCUUUAGCGGGAGCUGCUGUCGGGAUUGGAAACGUUCUCAGUUCUUCGAUUCAUUCUGUGGCGCGAAAUCCUUCAUUGGCUAAACAAUCAUUCGGUUAUGCCAUUUUGGGCUUUGCUCUCACCGAAGCUAUUGCAUUGUUUGCCCCAAUGAUGGCCUUUCUGAUCUCAUUCGUUUUCCGAUCGCAUAAAAAGAAAGGAAAGUUCAAACUUAAGUAG
Messenger RNA from Sorghum bicolor (sorghum), 261 nucleotides. The record is from the annotation of a RefSeq genome assembly. Lineage: Eukaryota; Viridiplantae; Streptophyta; Magnoliopsida; Poales; Poaceae.